This is a messenger RNA of Mercenaria mercenaria, 910 nucleotides long. RefSeq lists its product as uncharacterized. The record is from RefSeq and is a predicted model, not a curated record. Lineage: Eukaryota; Metazoa; Mollusca; Bivalvia; Venerida; Veneridae. Bases 1 to 741 code for a protein of 246 amino acids. The transcript has 3 exons. Gene Ontology annotation, biological process: DNA recombination; DNA integration. Gene Ontology annotation, molecular function: DNA binding.
AUGACACCUGACUGUGUUUUUUAUGCAUGUAAGUUGUUUGGCUUAAGAGGUCGUGAUGACCACCGUGGUCUUCAUUGUGACCAGUUUAAAAUUGGUGAAGAUAGUGAAGGACGAUUCAUACGAUUCAUUGGCCGAGGAUCUAAAACCUACCAUGGUGGACUAAGCCAGAUGUCUUUAAAUAACAAAGAUAUAAAACACUACUGUACACCAGGUCCACGCUGCAUGGCCACACAUUUUGAAACGUAUAUAAAUGCCGUAGGUAACGACGGUGAUUUCUACAAGAGGCCUCUUCCUGCUAUGCCUGGAAACUCGAUCCGGUAUGGACAUCAGCCAGUCGGUGUGAACACUCUCACUAAAUUCAUGAAAGAAAUAAGUCAGAGUGGAUCUUUUAAAGGUGUAUAUUCCAAUCAUAGUGGGAAACGAACAUGUGCAACCAGCAUGUACGAAGCUGGUAUAGACGAGCAGGAUAUUAUGGACAGGACAGGUCAUAGAUCUGUUACUGCUGUCAGAAAGUAUAAACGCUUGAACGAUAAAAUCCGUAAAAAAAUGUCCAAUGUACUGGACCCAAAUUCUGACGUCAGCUUAUCCAUGUCGAAAAGGAACGUGCAAAGUGACGAUGACAAAGAAAUUAAUCUUAAAAACUCGCCGUGCCAUAAGAAACAAAAAGUUCGAAAUGCCCUGUCGGAAAUUACAACGAAAUCUGGAGUAGUUAAUUUUAGUGGAUGCACUUUCAAUUUUUAACAUGCUUGAUGUGUUGAUAUAAAUUUUUAAUCUUAAAAACUCGCCGUGCCAUAAGAGACGGAAUGUUCGAAAUGCACUGUUUGAAAUUACAACGAAAUCUGGAGUAGUUAAUUUCAGUGGAUGCACUUUCAGUUUUUAACAUGCUUGAUGUGUUGAAAUAAAUUUUUAA